UGGCUGAGAGGACUGAGCGUUCCCUGCAACAGCUGCCUCUAUCCACAACAGGAGUUGGCGGAACUGAGCCCAGUGGAGAACGACUUACAGCCGCUUUGUCACGCAUUGCCUCAGCACCGUACCAGCAGGCCAAACGCAAAUCACCUAGGACGACAUAUCUAUACAUUCAUGACCGGACAAGGAUUAAGUGGUUUAGAAGACAAUUGCAAGGAAGAGAUAGAACGGAUUUUACACAGGACUGUUGGGUUAUAGGAGAGCCCCAGGCAACCAUGGAUACAACUUUGCAUAGCCUGCAGAAACCGACAGCUUCAACCGACAAGGUCCUGGACGGCGGAACGGGACUCGCUUUGGAUAUGAGUAUGGGGGACCGGGAAUUCACGGAACAAUCGAUUAGAUUUACCGACAAAAUCUCGUUAGUGAAGCCCUAUUUAAAAAAAAAAAAAGGACCGAGGAAACUAGACUCAAAAUGCCUCCGUGCGCUCCAGGACCCAAUCCUGACCACAUUACUGAGUACAGAUGCACUUGUUACCGGAGACGGGGUGUUUGUUCCCCGGAACCCUCCGACAAGGACAGCGGGGAACCUGUGCACUGCGGCGGUGGUCAAACAGGCGCGGAUUGGUGGGCCUGUGUGUCUGAAAGAUUCGGGAGCUACCGGAGUAACGGCUAUGAUUACCGGCGACAAUGACACAGAAAUGGCGGACACCGCCGCGGAGUUGGAGGAGACAGAGAGGGGGGUAACCAAGAUACCGGUAGAUCUCCAGCGCGUGACAAUAGACCCUAACGAACGCAGAUUCCAGCUCAAACGUGUCCCCCGGGCGCGCGAGGUGGGGGCGGCAACCCCCACACCAGAUACCCCUGUAGUAUCCCCUCCAAGCCAGGGGGGCAACACGAUGAGUGACCUCUUCGCCUCUAAAGCCUUGCAGGGGCCAGAUUGUCUGACCAUCAAAGACAGUACGAACACCCCCAGUCUUCAGGCCGACAAAGGCGAGAUAUUUCAGGAUAAAAGCGAAGAGGCCUCCCUGGAUCUAGUGUUUGAUCUGCUAACCCAGCUCCAGUAUCACACGCACCAAGCCGACGCAGUUUCGAUCUGCGUGGAUUUCCUGCAGGGGUUGUGUGUGUACGGGAGUGACUGCGCUUACCACCAUACUGUGCUCCCCUACCACUGGCAGAUCCGCAGCAGUGAUACUGAAAGCUGGCAAAGCGUGGCGGAUGAUUCGCAGGAACAGUUGGAGAGGCUUUACUGCAAUCCGGACAAUGAGCAAGUCAGGCUCAAAUAUCAGGGUCGUGUGUUUUCCUUAGACUUCAAUGCAAUGCGUGUAUGUGACCUGGAGUUCGACCACGUCAGACGGUUGACCACUCCCUCCAGCCCUGCCUCCCCACCCCCAAACACAAACCCCGCCCCUAACUGCCACACAGUGUGGAAAUACUACUGCAGAGACAACUUCGGCUGGAGAGAAUAUUCUGAGCCGGUGGUGCGUCUGAUAGAGGAGGCUGGCGGUCGUGGUCUGAAGGAGGUCCGGUUCAUCACCCUACAGAACCACUACAUCCUCAACAUCAGAGAGGGCUUCCAGCAGAACGCUGUGUUCGGCUUCAGACGCCAGAUUAAGAAACGACCCCUCUUCCUCUCCUCCGUGGUCCUCACGCCACACCUACAGACUCUUGGUGGCCUCUCCUCUUUCCCCAUCUCCUCCUCCACUCUGGAUCUGUCUGUUUCUCUCCCCCUCUCUCCCACCUUCACCAACUCUCCCAGCGUAUUCCCGGAAACAUGGUUACCCAUGACGACCAGCCAGGACUUCCUGCAGGUUCCGGUAUCCCGUGACGACCGGAGCUAUCGGACCGUCUACACCCUCUUCCACAAGACGGUGUCCGAAACCAAGUUCCGCAUCCUGAAGAUCCUCCGCGUCCAGAACCCCUUCCUCUGGGAGAAAUACAAGCGGAAGAAGGAGUACAUGUCUCGUCGUCUCUCGGAGAUGGACAGGAUGCUGAGCGAGCGUCACCUUUUCCACGGCACCUCCACUGAGGUGGUAGAGGGCAUCUGCAAACACAACUUUGACCCGCGCGUCAGUGGCAAACACGCCACCAUGUUCGGACAAGGCUCCUACUUCGCCCGCAAGGCCGUCUACUCCCAUAACUUCUCCAAGCGCUCUCCUAAAGGGAUCCACUCCAUGUUCCUGGCCAAAGUGCUCACUGGCAGGUUUACAGUGGGGAACCCCUCCAUGCGUCGGCCACCCCCACUCAGCCCCCGCGACCCCUCCAGUGACCUGUACGACUCGUGUGUAGACAACUGGGUGGACCCCCAGAUCUAUGUUAUCUUUAACGACGACCAGAGCUACCCCUACUUUAUCAUCCAGUACGAAGAGGUUCCCAGUACCGUGGCUAUCUGACACAGAACAGACUGAACCAAACCCAGUACUGUGGCUGAGAACAGACCAGACCGAACCAAACCCAGUACUGUGGCUGAGAACAGACCAGACUGAACCAAACCCAGUACUGUGGCUGAGAACAGACCAGACCGAAUCAAACCCAGUACUGUGGCUGAGAACAGACCAGACCGAACCAAACCCAGUACUGUGGCUGAGAACAGACCAGACCGAACCAAACACAGUACCGUGGCUAUCGGACACAGACCAGACAGAACCAAACCCGGUACUGUGGCUGAGAACAGACCAGACCGAACCAAACCCAGUACUGUGGCUGAGAACAGACCAGACCGAACCAAAUCAGAGCUACCUCAUACUGCAUCAUCAGUAUGAAGAGUUAACCGGUACUGUCAACAUCUGAGAUCUAUUGGUUCCUCCCUACACCCGUCAACCACAGCAGCUUCCAUCUGUAUGCUGUUGGUUUGAAACCCUUAAAUUGGACAGUGGUUGGCGUUUCAUUUGGACACAAUGCUGUGUGAAUAGACAUUAGCGUCUGCCAUUUUGGGUCUGAACAGAUUCAUUUGGACACAAUGCUGUGUGAAUAGACAUUAGCGUCUGCCAUUUUGGGUCUGAACAGAUUCAUUUGGACACAAUGCUGUGAGAAUAGACAUUAGCGUCUGCCAUUUUGGGUCUGAACAGUGGACAGUUUAAUUUGGACCCAACGUUGUGUGAAUGGAUAAUUGCCUUGGCGUCUGCCAUUUUGGAUCCCCAUCGGGACUGAACAGUGGACAGAGUCACUGAGACUCAGUGCUGGAGUUUCUGUUUAAAACAUAACCCCAAUCUCUCUCUCUCUCUCUAAGACCUCUUUCUCUCAGAGGGCAGACAUAUUUGGUGAGAUAAGCUGUACGUACGUUCUUCUUGUUUAUAUUUGAACUGUGUGCCUUUUGUUCAUAAAAAUGUUUAUUUAUGUUAGUUAAUGUAACAUUGAGUAAAUAAAUAAUCUAAAAGAGAAAAUCA
Messenger RNA from Oncorhynchus keta (chum salmon), 3377 nucleotides. RefSeq names its product protein mono-ADP-ribosyltransferase TIPARP-like. Gene Ontology annotation, molecular function: zinc ion binding; NAD+ poly-ADP-ribosyltransferase activity. The record is from RefSeq and is a predicted model, not a curated record. Lineage: Eukaryota; Metazoa; Chordata; Actinopteri; Salmoniformes; Salmonidae. The transcript is spliced from 7 exons. Bases 270 to 2384 code for a protein of 704 amino acids.